This is a messenger RNA of Plasmodium relictum, 3000 nucleotides long. RefSeq names its product tudor staphylococcal nuclease, putative (gene TSN). The coding region runs from base 1 to 3000 and encodes 999 amino acids. Lineage: Eukaryota; Apicomplexa; Aconoidasida; Haemosporida; Plasmodiidae. Gene Ontology annotation, cellular component: nucleus; cytosol. The record is from RefSeq and is a predicted model, not a curated record. The transcript has 2 exons. Gene Ontology annotation, molecular function: nuclease activity; RNA binding. Gene Ontology annotation, biological process: mRNA catabolic process.
AUGGAAAGAUUGAAUGGUAUUGUAAAACAAGUCAUAUCUGCAGAUACCUAUAUUUUAAUAGGAGCCAAAAAAGGUGGUAUCGCUCAAGAAAGACAGAUAAGUUUAGCAUGUAUACAAACUCCCAAAUUGUUUAUGAAAAGUCAGAAUGCAGAAAAAAAUGAAGAACCGUUUGCAUGGGAGAGUAGGGAAUUUAUCAGAAAAAUGAUAAUUGGAAAGAACGUUAGUUUUGUUGUUGAAUAUUCAUAUAAUAAUAGAACAUAUUGUAGCGUUUUUUUUGAAGAACAAAAUUUAUCAAUUUUGUUAUUAGAAAGAGGUUAUGCAAAUCUUGUAUUGAAUAAAAAUGUUAAAACAAAUGUUUAUGCUGACUUAGAAAAUUAUUAUAAGGAAGCAAAAGAAAAAAAAGUUGGUAUUUUUGGAAAUAACAUUAAUUACUAUGUGAGAAAUAUCAUCUACUCUUAUAAUGAUAAAAAUGAAAACAAAAAAAUAUAUGAUUUAUUUGUAAACAAAAAAAUGAAAUGUGUAGUAGAACAUAUUAGAGAUGGGUCUAAUUUUCGUGUAUAUGCAGAAUAUAACAAAAAUGAAAAAGAAGAAAAAAAAGAAAAGGAAAGUACAGAAAAAAAUUCAGAGAAAAAAAAAAAAAAUAAUAAUAAAAAAAAAAAAGAUGAAGAAAAUGAAGAACUUACUAAAAAAGAUGAAAAAUACUUAACUAUGUAUUAUUUUUCUUUUUCUCUAUGUGGCAUUAUUGUUGAUAUGUUUAAAAAGGAAAUAGUAAAUAAUGUUGAAACAGUAAAAGAAGAAUUAUAUGCAAUGGAAACAAAAAAGUUCGUUGAGGCUAGAUUAUUAAAUAGAGAUAUUGAAAUUGAAAUUAAGCAUAUAGAUAACAAUUGUAAUUUGUAUGCAAACGUUAAUUAUAAGUUAGGAAAUAUUUGUGUUUUAUUAUUAAGAAGUGGAUAUGCAUACAUUAAUGAGUAUACAGUGAAAUAUGUUGAUAAUCCUAUUGAAUAUAAGAAGGCGUUAGAUGAAGCUAUACAACUAAGGAAGAAAAAAUGGAUUAAUUACACUGAAAAAGAAAUUGAUUAUGAAAAAGAAUAUUUUUGUACAGUUAUAGAAGUUUUAUAUGGUGAUGUUAUUAUUGUUGAUUAUAAAAAUGAAGAAAGAAGAUUGUAUUUGGCUUCUAUUAAGUGUGAAAAGCAUAGUACAGAUUUAAAAUUGAAUACAUUAUGCAUAUUAGCAAAAGAUUACUUAAAAAAUCAAAUUGCUGGAGAGAAAAUUAAAAUUGUAACAGAAUAUGUGAAAACUCCACAGAGUAACAGUGAUGGUUACAUACCUCAAUGUUCAGAUGAUAAAGGAAGAAUGCAUUUUGUUAGUGUUUAUAAAAUGGAGAAAAAAAAAAAUGAAGAGAAGUCAUCGAGUAAAACAAAUUCUCCUAACAAGUGGGAUGAAAAAAAAGGUAAAAAAAAGUCCAAUAAUAAAAAUAAAGCAAAACUUAUUAAUAAUGAAAAAGAAGAAAAUAAAGGCGCUUUUGAAGAACAAGUCGUACUUAAUGGAAAUGCAGAAUAUAUUAAUUUAAAUGAACAAUUGGUUACAAAAGGAUUAGCAAGAGUCAUUAAUCAUAGGCAAGAUGAUGAAAAAGCCAGUAACUAUUUUCAUUUACAAGAACUAGAAAAAGAUGCAGAAGAAAAAAAACUUGGAAGAUUUAAUCCUCAUUUGGAAAUAAUUAAAAUUAAUAAUAUAAGUGGAAAUGAAAAUGCACUAAGAGCUAGAUCUUUUGAAAAUGUUUUAAAUAAAUAUAAUAAUUUAAAUGCUUGUGUUGAUUUUAUAUAUGGAGCAAAUAAAUUUAAGCUUUAUAUUCCUUCUCAAAAUUUAUUAAUAAAUUUUAUAUUACUUGGUAUUACUGUACAAAAAAUAAAUUUAAAAGACUUGAAUAGUACUGAAGUGAAACAUAAAAAAUUGAAUGAAGAAUAUUUAAAUGGAGAAAUAAAAUCAAGUAAAAAAGAGAAAAGUGAAUAUAAAGAAAUAGCAGUCCAAGCCUAUAAAUAUACUAGAAAAAAGUUGAUGCAAAGAAAUGUUCAAAUAACUAUAGUUACAUGUGACAAAGGAGGAAAUUUUAUAGGAAUAUUGAAACAUCAAAAUAAAGAUUUUUCAAUUCACUUACUUUCAUUAGGAUAUGGUAUGUUAAAUGAAAUAGGAUUAAAUAAUACAAACGAGAGAAAUAAUUAUAUUAAAGCAGCAGAAGAAGCUAAAAAGCAGAAAAAAAAUAUUUGGGCUAUUGAAAAGGCAGACUAUAUUGACGGUAUGCUAAAAGUAGAAAAUGAUUUGUCAUCGUUGGAUAAUAUUUAUUACUGCUCAUAUUUAGAUGAUAUUAAUAACAUUUCUAUUCAAUUAAAAAAUAAACAAGAAGAGUUAAAAAAAUUACAAGAAGAAUUAAAUAAAAGUAGUAAUUUAGAAUUAUCUGCUCUAACCGAAGUAAAUAAAAAUUCUCUAGUUUUAGCAAAAUAUAUUGACAAUUAUUAUUAUAGAGCUGUUGUUUUACAAGUAAAUAAAAAUAAAAAAAAAGCAUUAGUUAAAUAUAUCGAUUUUGGUAAUGAAGAAGAAUUAGAUUUUAAUGAUUUGAAAAAAUUAAAUGAAAAAUUUAAUUUAAAAAAUUAUUCUCCAUACGCAAUUAAAGCAGCAUUAGCUGGAUUAAAAAUACCAAAUGAAAACAAAAAUGAUUUAAUAAGUUACAUAAAGAAAUUUUUGCUUGAUAAAUUUUUAUAUGUCAAAUUUGAGAAAAAGGAAUCAAAUUUAUUUCACGUUGUUUUUUAUGAUUAUGAACAAUUUAACACAAACAAAAAUGUCAAAAGUGUAAACGAGGAAAUUAUUUUUAAUGGUAUUUGUUAUGUUGACAAUUCUAGUAAUACAAAAAUAUUUGAAAAAUUAAAAAAAGAAGAAGUACUUGCAAAAAAAAGUAAACUUUUUAUUUGGUCAUAUGGAGAUAUAGAUUAUGAUGAUGAAAAAUAA